Messenger RNA from Triplophysa rosa, 4055 nucleotides. It is a transcript of the gene cept1b, whose product is annotated as choline/ethanolamine phosphotransferase 1b. The transcript is spliced from 10 exons. The coding region runs from base 354 to 1619 and encodes 421 amino acids. Gene Ontology annotation, cellular component: endoplasmic reticulum membrane; Golgi apparatus. Gene Ontology annotation, biological process: phosphatidylethanolamine biosynthetic process. The record is from RefSeq and is a predicted model, not a curated record. Gene Ontology annotation, molecular function: ethanolaminephosphotransferase activity; diacylglycerol cholinephosphotransferase activity. NCBI's taxonomy places the organism in Eukaryota, Metazoa, Chordata, Actinopteri, Cypriniformes, Nemacheilidae.
CUGGCGCGUCUCCGUUGGCGUUGAGCUGCGCCGGAAGUGACCGGCGGCGUUGCGUUAGCAGCUCGUGCUAACCGGACCGGGACCCGGCGGAACCGAAACAUCAGGAUUGCAGUGGACUGAGCGGACAGCUCGUGUUCUGUCUGAGGAUUUGGGAGUUGAGCUGCAGUUAUUGGCAGUGAGAAUCCAGUAAGCGCAGCGGCUUGUGGGCGUGGCUUGUGGAUGAGGGGCGUGGCCUGGUGCUUCCUCUCAACUAACAACCGGUGGAACAGUCUGUCUUGUCAUCCUGCUGUGGCUCUGUGGGAGGACAGUGGGCGGAGUCAGGCUCAGACUCAGGCUGCUAUUGGCUGUGAGCGAUGAGUGGGCUGACAAGGCCGCAUGGCCGGCGGGGCGGGGGUCGUGAACGGGGCGGGGGUCUUGAACGGGGCCGGGGCGUGGAUUCGUCGUGCUGGUUCGCCCCGGGCGUCCUGCGGCGUCUGUUCGAGCUGCCGGAGCCGGUUCUGUCCCGUCACCAGCUGAAGCGUCUGGAGGAGCAUCGAUACAGCAGCUCGGGACGCUCCCUGCUCGAACCCACCAUGCAGCGUUACUGGGAGUGGCUCGUCCGCAGAAUGCCGCCCUGGAUCGCGCCCAACCUCAUCACCAUCGUGGGUCUGGCCACCAACAUCUUCACCACGCUGGUGCUGGUGUAUUACUGUCCCACUGCCACUGAGCAGGCUCCUCUCUGGGCGUAUCUGCUGUGUGCGGUGGGGUUGUUUGUCUAUCAGUCAUUGGACGCUAUCGAUGGAAAACAGGCCAGACGCACUAACAGCAGUUCUCCACUGGGGGAGCUGUUCGACCACGGCUGUGAUUCCCUCUCCACAGUGUUUGUGGUACUGGGCACCAGUAUAGCCGUGCAGUUGGGAACUCACCCUGACUGGAUGUUUUUCUGCUGUUUCUCGGGCAUGUUCAUGUUUUAUUGCGCUCACUGGCAGACGUACGUCUCUGGUACUCUGCGCUUCGGCAUUAUUGAUGUGACAGAAGUUCAGAUCUUCAUAAUUCUCAUGUAUUUACUGGCUGCUGUGGGCGGAUCGGCUUUCUGGCAGUCACCGGUUCCCAUAAUAAGCAUCCAAAUGAAAAUAAUUCCAGCGCUUUGUACAUUUUUGGGAGUUGUUUUCUCAUGUACCAAUUACUUCAGAGUCAUAUUCACAGGCGGCGUUGGGAAAAACGGAUCCACCAUAGCGGGUACGAGUGUGUUAUCUCCCGUCCUGCACAUCGGCUCCGUCAUCGUCCUGGCCAUGAUGAUUCAUAAGAAAUCUGCCGUGCAGCUCUUUGAGAAACACCCGUGUCUUUAUAUUCUGGCCUUUGGUUUCGUCUCUGCUAAAAUCACAAAUAAACUGGUGGUGGCUCAUAUGACCAAGAGUGAGAUGCACCUUUAUGACGUGGCGUUUCUGGGUCCCGGCCUGUUGUUUCUGGAUCAAUACUUCAACAGCUUCGUCGAUGAAUAUCUGGUGUUGUGGAUUUCUCUGAUUCUGUCUCUCUUGGAUCUGGUGCGUUACUGCAUCAGCGUCUGUAAUGAGAUCGCCUCUCACCUGCACAUCUGCGUCUUUAAGAUCAAACUCCAGAGCUCGGCGUCCGUGGAGUGACCUCUGACCCCUCGCAGGAAACAGCGGUUUGCUUCACUCAUGACAUCAUCCUUCUGCACUUUCAUCCCGUCACUGUACCGUCCGCUUACAGGGUUCACCCAAAGAUGAAAAUUCUGUCAUCGUUUUCUCACCUUCGACUUGUUCCAAAACUGUAUAAAUCUCUUUGUUCUGUUGAACACAAAGGAAGAUAUUUGGAAGAAUGCUUAUGACCAGACAUGGCCGCCAUUGACUCCCAUAGUAGAAAAAACAUCUUUAUAAAUAUCUUUGUUUGAGAAGAGUACUUCGAAGAACGUAGGAAACACUUAUAACCACCACUGUACUUUUUCCUACUAUGGUAGUCAAUGGUGACCAAGAACAUUCUUCCAAAUAUCUUUCUCUGUGUUCAUCGAAACAACAAAAUUUGUACAGAUUUGGAGCCACUCGAGAGCGAGUAAACGAUGACAGAAUUUUCAUAUGUGGGUGAACUGUCCCUUUAAGACUAAACCAGAAUGAGAUUAUUGACGCGAUUCUGAACGAAAAAUGAACUCGAACGAACGAACGUUUGAACAAAUGGAUUUUCACCACGGCUCACUUUUCUUUGGAUGAUUAUUUUAAGUUUGUUAACAGAGAUUCAAGUGUUAGCUCUGAAUUACCCACGAUGCAUUGCAGUGGUGGGGUGUGUGCUCUGGUUUUAACGCUGCAUGUGAGUCUAGACGAAUAAUUAUUUCUCACUUUCAUAAACUGCAGCUAAUAAGGCGUGAGAUGUUUUCUCUCUCUGUUGUUGUUUUAUGCACUUGUGUGUUUGAGCAGCUCUAAAGUUCAUGUGUCAUGAAUCAGGUCAGACAGAUGUGUUACUGUUAUCUGAAGAACAUGUCUGUUGUUUUAUAUAUAAAGCACUUAACUUAUUUCUUUGUUUAUAAAUGAAAUCACAGGAGAUGUUUACGGUGAAUCUUUAUUUGAACAUCGAUCAUUGUCGGCCGCAUAUUUAUCCCCAAAAAGGUUGUAUUUUGCCCCCAGAUUUUUUUGCUUUGUGACCAUUUACAUGGUAGGAAAAAUACAUUUAGUUCCCAAACUCAUUACUGUCAUGCAAAAUAAAAAAAGACUGUAAGAAGUUAAAAAGUCCAUUAUAAUAGUCACAAACUAUCUUUAUCACAUUUAUGCUGACAAUAGAGUUUGGGGCGAUGUGACAUCACACAUUCACCCAAUCCUGCUUCACUUUAUUCUCUCUCAAAUGUUAACGUUCCAAAUGCCAAUAAUGAACUUGUUACAAACACAUGCGACAUCGUGAAGUAUUUCGACGUUUGAUUUCUACAUCAUGAGUUUGUAGAAAUAACUCCUUCAAGUUACGCAACAGGAGUUGAUGAUUUGUUUUCUAGAAAAUGCCGAAAGGAUCUUAGCUGACGUUGUGUGGUGCAUUUCUUCAUAUGCUCACAAUACGUCUAUAUUCAGAGUAGGGCUGUCAAACGAUUAAUCGUGAUUAAUCGCAUCCCGAAUAAAAGUUUGUGUUUACAUAAAAUAUGUCGGUGUACUGUGCAUAUUAAUUUUGUAUUUAUGAACACAUACACAUAAAUCCAUUUAUUUAAGAAAAAUAUAAAGUAUAACAACUAAUAAACUUUUAUUUAGAAUUUCAUUUAUUGGUAAAUAUAAAUUAAUACAUUUAAAUAUUUCCUAAACAUAUAGACAAGUAUGUGUAUGUUUUGUGUUUUUAAAUACAAAAUUAAUCUGCAUAGUACACAGAUAUAUAUUAUGUAAACAAAAACCUUUAUUCUGGAUGCGAUUAAUCGUUUGACAGCCCUAAUCCAGAGUAAUAAUCGCGUGAAUUCUGCAGUUCACGCAUCUGAAACCAUUGAUUUAUUCGUCGAAUAUUUGCCUUAGACUCUGAGAUCUGGUCGUCCUUUCUCAGGCUAUUCAAGUCAUGAACAACUGAUGUGAAUGUCAGUUUGUUCGCUGCCACACAGAAAACACGUGUUUUGUGUGUGUCCUGUGAAGAACGAAUGCUUUUUUGUUUACGCAUAAAUCAAACGACAGAUACAGAAGCUCUUCAUGUCGUCCAAUGCAACUUUUCUCUAUUAGUGAUGUUGACGAUUAUUGUCAAAUCCAGUACGAGAGCAUCAGUAUGUGUGUGCUGUUGUGUUCAUCUCUUACAGUAUGAAAUCCGCCCUCAAUGUUAAGCUUUGAUUCUUUUGACUUUGCUUGUUGCCAAAUCCUUGAAGUUAUUUUUUUUUCCUUUUAAAGAGAGACGGCAGAUUUGAGAACUCGGUGAAUCUUUCUUUUCUGUGCUCGGGUUGUUGGUCACUUCAUGUUUAGUCUCAUAAGACUAAUAAGACUUUUUACUGUAGUCAGUGAUGUUAAACCGCCUGUUUCUGACUCACAACAAACUGUUGGUUUGAUUGUAACAUUGCUCUGAUUUUUUGAAUAAAAGCACCUGUAAAAUAAAGAUUGCUAUAUUUAUGAUAA